This is a messenger RNA of Mycetomoellerius zeteki, 1344 nucleotides long. RefSeq lists its product as uncharacterized. Lineage: Eukaryota; Metazoa; Arthropoda; Insecta; Hymenoptera; Formicidae. The transcript is spliced from 3 exons. The record is from RefSeq and is a predicted model, not a curated record. The coding region runs from base 1 to 1344 and encodes 447 amino acids.
AUGUCUUGUUCCACCAUAGUUCCUAUUGCCACCAACGAGAUACUAUUAAAGACCGUCAACGUCAACCCUGGGCAAAUUUUCAGCUGGGCUCAGCUCUCAGCUGACUGGACUGUGUUCGUGUGGGCAGAUACAGUAGCUACCGUAAAAGAAAAAAUUCAACAACUUCAAGACACGCUCACGGCGGGCGGCUUUAAUUUAAAAAAGUGGGUUGCAAAUUCUCUGAAUCUGCUCGCAAACAUCUCAGUUCACAAUCAAGAAGUGUCCGCGAUCCUACCGGUCGGCGAUCCGGCUACGCAUUACGCGCUCGGCGUUCAGUGGAAUCGACUGAGUGACAGUUUCAUGUUCUCCGCGCCGUCGCCUCCGCAGACAGUCGCAAUCACGAAACGCUCAGUACUCUCGUUUAUCGCGCGCAUCUUUGAUCCGCUCGGAUGGCUCGCGCCGAUCAUUAUCAGUGCAAAAAUCUUUAUGCAAGAACUGUGGGCUAUUCGUCUUGAUUGGGAUUGCGAACUUCCGGACGAUCUCAAAUCUCACUGGAUCGACUUUCUCGCGCGAUUUAAAAACUUGUCGGUUAUCUCCAUUCCGCGCUGUGACACUCGCGUGACUUUUGUUAGUGCAAAGACAAAAGUGACUCCUCUCAGACGCGUAACGAUACCUCGACUCGAGUUAUCCGCUGCCGUGUUUCUCGUGAAAUUGAUUCGCAAGGUUCACGACGUGCUCGACCUGACUCGCUCAACCUCUCAUCUCUGGACCGAUUCUACUGUCGCGCUGGCCUGGAUCAAGAGCCAUUCAUCAAGAUGGAAGGAAUUCGUGCAGCAUCGGGUAUCAUUCAUACAAGAACUGUCAAACUUUCGUUGGUAUCACAUCGCUGGGAAAGAAAAUCCCGCCGACUUGGCAUCGCGAGGAAUCUCUCCGCAACGACUACAGCAGGAGCGGUUCUGGUGGUCGGGACCUCAGUGGCUCCAACGAACCUUCACUAAGUGGCCUGCCUCCACCUGCACUCUAAGUCCGAUCGCACAAGGAGAGGAACGUGCACGAAGCUAUGCCGUCGCCAUAGUUAGCCCCGAACCGGAAGCAUGGGAUCUCAUAAAAAGAUACUCUUCCCUCACCAAGCUACUCCGCAUCACCGCACGGAUUCGACGCGUCAUCGAACGUUUUCGCAAAGCUACCGAUGCACAUGCCGCUCAAGAUCCUCUCACUCCGCUCGAAUUGGAUUCUGCGCUCGCCUUCUGGAUCAAAUUGACAACACGCGUGCUUUUCUCUGGAAAUUCAACUCAUCAAAGCAAACAAACCACUGCCAAAAUCAAGUCCAUUACUCCGCCUCAUUCCGUUUAUCGAUACCGAUGA